Messenger RNA from Adelges cooleyi (spruce gall adelgid), 1264 nucleotides. RefSeq lists its product as uncharacterized. The transcript has 2 exons. The coding region runs from base 146 to 949 and encodes 267 amino acids. NCBI's taxonomy places the organism in Eukaryota, Metazoa, Arthropoda, Insecta, Hemiptera, Adelgidae. The record is from RefSeq and is a predicted model, not a curated record.
AUUCGGAUCAUUCACUUUGGGGCCACACUCCGCGCCAUCGUCCUCCAUCGUUCGUGUACCGACUUGCUUUUGCACACUUACUCGAGCACAUUUUGAAAACACCCGCCGUUGUAAAACGUCUGCCGAGUCCGUUUUGCCAGUAUCCAUGUCGUACCCGCCGACUUAUGCGUUGUCAGUGACCCUGUGGACGUUAGUCUUGGUCGUCGUGACCCUGACCGGUAAGGUGACCACGACCGUCGGAACGUCGGACGAGGACGAGUGCGUUAUCGACCUGGCCGUGGUAUGUCUGGACGACAAGCUGUUGGUGUAUGUCAACUGGCUGGAAAAGAGGGAUAAGCUUAACGUGGUCGGCGACUUGGUGACCAUUGUCAAGAAGAACGGCAGCUUCGAGGAUCGCACCAAAACGCCAUACCAGCAACGGGUCAGCAACUCUCUGGGACCGGCCAUCGACGAAUACUUUGACACGCACACGUUGAGGAUAUCGUUACCGUGGAUACUGGACGGCGACAUCGAUCUGGAACUCGACCAGCAAGGACGCGGCAAAAAAUCCAAACUGAAACAACUGAAGAAAAUGAUGUCCAUGCUGGGCGUGAUCAUGUGCGCGAAAUUGUCGCUGAUGGGGCCACUGGCCAUGGUCAUGAUCGGCGCGAAAGCGUUGAAGGCACUAAUGCUGUCCGUGAUGGCGCUGACCAUUUCGAAAAUGGUAAUGCUCAAGAAAAUGAAAGGAGGAGGAGGCGGCGGCGGCGGCGGCCUAGGCGGUUCGCUGGUGCAAGCCGAGUGGUCGGCCGACAAAGACGACCGGAACGCGCACCUUCUGGCCUAUUCCGGUCAGUCCAAAGUGCCGGUCGGACCUUCGCAGUCGCCCAUGACUUCCGCCUACCAACAGCAGUCCCAACCACUGUACCCUUCCUACGAACAAUCGCCGCACGUCUAUCACGGCGCAGUCUGAUACGUGGAAACUCUGACGUCGCAUCGACCCAAAAUCUAUAAUCGUGUUCUUCACACAGUUCCAACGUCGACCUGGUCGAAACAAUUUUUAUAACGUUUUUAUGAACUUUACAAUCUUGUUUAAACUGCAAAUACUAAUACUAACCACCCGAAUUAUAAUAAGCGUGUAGAUUAACGUUAACUGUCCAAGCGGUAGUGUUUUAGUGGUAAUGUGCAAGUAAUGAACGAGAACGUGUGUUUUGUUUGAAAAAAAUAUGUUCAAAAAAAUCAAAUGUUAAUCAAGUGAAAUUGUAUAUUAUAUAUUUUAUAAAUUAAA